This is a messenger RNA of Lucilia cuprina (Australian sheep blowfly), 521 nucleotides long. RefSeq lists its product as uncharacterized. The record is from RefSeq and is a predicted model, not a curated record. The annotation marks the transcript as partial. NCBI's taxonomy places the organism in Eukaryota, Metazoa, Arthropoda, Insecta, Diptera, Calliphoridae. The transcript has 3 exons.
AUUUGUAUUACAUUUAAAUUCAUCGGCUCCCUUAAAUAUAAAUUUCUCACAAAUUGUGGCACGUAAAAUAUAUUUUAAUCAAACGGCUAAUUUAUUGCGAGCCGUUAAAAUCGACCAACGUUCUGUGGUCUUGACUUGUGCUCUACGAGGCCAAUAUGAUAUUUUUGUGCAAGCACGCCAUAGAGGUUCUGUAAAAAUAGAGGCUACAGCUUUACAUCCACAGGCCAACUGGCCACUAUUGAAUCGUACUCAUCGCAUUAGUAUUCGCAGUCAAAAUCGUGUGCGAAAACGACAAAUGAUUGUUAAAUGGGAUAAAAGUAAAUUUGAUUUUCAUGCCGUCAAUUAUUGUUUGGUAGUCAGUACGAAAAAUGCUCAUUUGGAUUUUUGUCAAGCGGUUGAGGAGUAUCUAACCUCAAUGUCUUCACCCUUUACAAAUCGCCGUAGUUUAACAGCAAAUUGUCAGCCGGCUGCUACAAUAGAGACGAUAUUUUCUAGACCUCCGGAAAGGGCUAAAAAGAUUG